Messenger RNA from Helianthus annuus (common sunflower), 972 nucleotides. RefSeq names its product ethylene-responsive transcription factor ERF071. Lineage: Eukaryota; Viridiplantae; Streptophyta; Magnoliopsida; Asterales; Asteraceae. The record is from RefSeq and is a predicted model, not a curated record. The transcript is spliced from 2 exons. Gene Ontology annotation, biological process: ethylene-activated signaling pathway; regulation of DNA-templated transcription. The coding region runs from base 73 to 774 and encodes 233 amino acids. Gene Ontology annotation, molecular function: DNA binding; DNA-binding transcription factor activity.
CAUUUUGAUUCACAUCUCUCACUUCUAAAUCUAAAAACAUUCAACACCCUAAACUCACUACUUAUUCACAACAUGUGUGGCGGUGCUAUUCUCGCCGAUCUCAUCCCUCCUCGUACCCGUCGCCUCAACUCCUCCGAUGUCUGGCCCAACCCUAAACUCAACUCAUUCGAAUCCGAAUUCAACCAUUUUUCCCAACAAACCAUUUGUCCCAACAAGCGAGUUCUUUCAGCUUCAGGUGGUGUGCAUGAAAAUAACAAGAAACGACAGAGGAAGAAUCUGUACCGUGGGAUCAGGCAGCGUCCAUGGGGGAAAUGGGCUGCUGAGAUUCGUGAUCCGGGGAAAGGUGUUCGUGUCUGGUUAGGUACUUUCAACACGGCGGAAGAGGCUGCUAGAGCUUACGACAAAGCUGCUCGGAAAAUCCGAGGAAGAAAGGCUAAGGUUAAUUUCCCAAACGAGGUAGAUUCGUACAAUCAGUUGCCCGGUGAACUCAACAAGAGUAUCGAUUAUUCUGUUGUUGGGUUUUCUGAUUCGGGUUCGGAAUUCGGGUUUGUUUCGGAAACUGUGGAGGAAAAAGUGACGGAGAAGAAAGCUGAGGCCGUACAAGAAGAUAUUGAGGUGCAGAAGCUCUCGGAGGAGCUCAUGGCAUAUGAGUCGUAUAUGAAGUUUUAUGAGAUUCCGUAUCUGGAUGGGGAGACAUCGGUGGCUCCGGCGAAUGCAGAGAGUGGCGUUGGUGGUGGUUCGAUUGAGCUGUGGAGUUUCGAUGAUGUACUGUAACCGGGAAGUUCACCGUUUAAAGUGUUUUGGUGGAUUUUAGUGUUUUAAGUUGCUGUGUUUGAUUAUUAGGUGUUUAAAUUUAAAAUAAUAAUGUUUGUGUUUAGUUUUUUUUUUUUUAUGUUAAAUGUUCUUUGAUUGUUUUGCCAGAAAAGUAUUUGGCUGUCAAUUUAUUUAUAAAAAUUAUUUAUUGAUUGUAAA